Ailuropoda melanoleuca (giant panda) is the source of this 5058-nucleotide messenger RNA. It is a transcript of the gene CD38, whose product is annotated as CD38 molecule. The transcript has 8 exons. The record is from RefSeq and is a predicted model, not a curated record. Lineage: Eukaryota; Metazoa; Chordata; Mammalia; Carnivora; Ursidae. Gene Ontology annotation, cellular component: plasma membrane. The coding region runs from base 130 to 1041 and encodes 303 amino acids. Gene Ontology annotation, molecular function: NAD+ nucleosidase activity, cyclic ADP-ribose generating; phosphorus-oxygen lyase activity. Gene Ontology annotation, biological process: positive regulation of B cell proliferation.
GAGAAAAGACAAGCGCAAGAUAAGGGGGAGGUGCAGUUUCAGAACCGGUCCAGCUCUCUCCUCUCUUCCUGACCAGCCUCUGGCGGGUCUCUCCUCCAACUUCGCCCCGCCGACCCUCAGUGGACCCCAAUGGCCAGCCACAGAUUCUCCUCCGUGUCCGAGGAGGAACCCUGCUGCGACAUUUCCAGGAAAACCAAGAUCUGUCUCUGCGUCUUUUUUGGUCUCCUGAUCGUGGUGGUCAUCGCGGUGCCCGUCGGGAUCCUGAUGUGGCCCCGUCCGCACAAGGAGUGGAAGGGGGAGGGCACCACGGCCCAUUUUUACGAGAUCCUCAUGGGACGGUGCUACACCUACACACAGAUCGUGCGACCUGAGCUGGGACAUAAAGACUGCCAAAAGAUAGGGAAGGCAUUCACAAGUGCGUUUCUUUCGAAGGACCCUUGCAGCAGCACGGAGCAGGACUACGAGCCGCUGAUGGAGCUAACAAAUCAAGCUGUCCCUUGCAACAAGACCCUCUUUUGGAGCAAAUCCAGCCAGCUGGCGCAUGACUACACGCGGGUCCGGCAGAAUAUGUUCACGCUGGAGGACACGCUGCUGGGUUACAUGGCCGACGGCCUCAGGUGGUGUGGAGACUCAGGCUCUUCCGACAUGAACUAUAAAUCUUGUCCAAACUGGAGGGAAGACUGCAGCAACAACUCUUUUUCUGUAUUCUGGAACACAGUGUCCAAAAGGUUUGCAGAAGAUGCCUGUGGCGUGGUCCAUGUGGUGCUCAAUGGGUCCAUCAGUAACCCCUUUGAUGAAAGAAGCACUUUUGGACGCGUGGAAGUCUUUAAUUUGCGUCCGGAGAAGGUUCAUCGACUACAGGCCUGGGUGAUGCAUGACAUCGGAAGUGCGGGCAGUGACUCAUGCUCGAGUUCCUCCAUAAAUGUUCUGAAAUGGAUUCUAAAGGAAAGGAGUAUUGCAUUUUCUUGCGAGAAUAAUUACGGGCCUAUCAGGCUUCUCCAGUGUGUGAAAAAUCCUGAGCAUCCAUCUUGCAGAUUUUAAAGAUGAGCCAAUCAGCACGGUCGUUUCAGAUCUUUGAGCCUUGCAGUAGACAUUGGCACGCGUGGCUGAGGAGACACUGCUGGGAAGCUGAGGACUUGGGGGGAUCUUCCGUCAUGAUGCCAACACUAGAGUCGGAAGCCUUUCCCCCAAAGUUUUAAAAUAACAUAUUAUUGGUAUAGUUUUUAUUUUGAUUGCCUAAUACUCAUGAAAAAUUUAUGGUGUACAAUUACAAUGGAAAUUUUAUAUUAUUUCAUUUUAAUUUUCAUAGGUGCUUUGAUAUGUUUAUAGCUUGGUAGCAUCCUUUGUGUUGAAAAUGACCAUACCAAACCUCUCUUAUUGGUGCAGGUAAUUAAGAGAAGGUAAAUGCCUAUGCUUUUCAGAAAUGUUGCAUUUCUGAAUGAAUGACCUUGUCUCAGGAUAUAUUUUUGUACCCUUUCUACAAAUAGUUAAAGUAUGGGUCAUGUUGUGACCCGUGGUGGUUAUGGGUCAUGUUGGGAAAAGAAUUCUGUACAAUAUCAGCUCCCCACGUGCUUUACCUCCCGCUCUUCCAAUAGCCCUAUGAGGUUGGUACUGUUAACUCCCAUUUGUUAGAUGAGAAAUGGAAGUUCCGAGAGGUUAUAUAAUUUGCCUGAAGUCAUACAUUUAGUUCAAGAUAGAGGUUGAAUUUCAACUCAGCUCUGUCUGACUCCAAAGUAGAUAUGCUCCCUUUCUAGGCCUAUAAUACCAGCUGCCAUGCUUUAUGUUCUCUUCUGAUAAAUGCAUGUUGGAUUAAGUUGAAUGUAAUAGAAUCUGAUCUAUGGUUUUUCUGGGUAGCUUCAAAAACAGAUACUUUUCUUCCUGUCUUCCUCCUCCUCAUGCUCAGUGUCUUACGUAUAUGAUAGGCAGUUAAAAUAUGUAUUUGUUCCCGAUACUAGCAAUUUGUUCUCCCUUUUUUUCUUGAUUAGGCUUGCUUGGGGAUUCAUCACUUUUAUUACUCUUUCAGAGAACUAACCUUUAGCUUUGUUUUCUCUAUCUAUUUAAUUGGUUUUCACUCUUCUCUUUAUUAUUAGGGAUAUAAAUAUUCCUUCUAAUUUCCUUGGGUUUCCUGUUUAGCGUCUUAAGAUUGGAGCUUAGAUCACCGAUUUUUCAGCACACUUUCUUUUUUUUAUAGAUUACUUAGUACUAUAAGUUUUCCUCUGGGUGCUGCUUUAGCUGCAGAUCUUAAGUUUGGUAUGUCUGUUUUUAUUUAUAUUUUCUAAUUUAAUUGUUAUUUAGAAAUGUGUUGCCUAGGGCAACCCCCUCAAGUUCCUUCCCUCUUUGGGAGCUUUGUACUAUCACUCUGCUAUCAUUCCAUAAACCUUGCUUUGCUGCAAAAACAAAAACAAAAACAAAAACAUGAAAGAAAGAAAAAGAGAAAGAAAAAAAAUGUGUUGCCUAAUUUUCAAACACCUGGAUAUUUUCUAGGUUUUUUUUAAAUGUAGAUUUGUUGAAGAAUAAACUAAUCUGAGGACAUUUCAGAGAAUCCAUUAGGUUUGUUGAAAACAGGAUAAAUUUUGAAGUCAGAUGUUUCUGGAUUCAUUAUUUUGGCAUUGCUCUGUAAUCUUGAAUGAAAUACUUAACCUUUUUGAACUUUGGCUUCCUUGCCAUUCAAAUAAGGAUUAUUAUUUACUAUCCCCCCACACAAGGUGUGGUGGGACUAAAAGAUCACAACAAUCAACAGGGUAGCACGGUGCCUUACAGAUGAACUAGCAUUCCACCAAGGCUGGCGCCUUUCUGCUGGCCCCUGGGGGGCAAUCCAGGUUCCUUCAGGAGCCACGGCAGCUGUAGCCACUGUGGGCAGCCCACAGAUUCUUCACUGGCCCCCGUGUCCACAUAGGCACAUCGUCACAGGCUUUAGUCUGGGCUUGAUGUGAAGAUGGAUGCUCAGGACCAGUUCUGAUGAAAGCUCAGGCUUGCCCCAGGGUUCAGUGAACUCUGCCUGCAGAAUGUCUUCAGUGAUAGGGCCCUGCUAACCCCCUAUGUGACCUGGCUGUUUUCCUCUCAGGACCCUUUCUGCCUUACUGUGGGGCUUGCUUGCUGAUUUUUGGACUCUCUAAUGUAUCUUCCUUCUUCAGCAGGAUACCCCUUGAAGUGUCAGAAAAAUUUUGUUCUUUACAUGCCCUUCCACAGAUGAAACAGAGUAGCAGUCAGUUUCUAAGAGUCUUGGGAAGACUCAUUUGAGUGUCCGGGUUCAAAGCUGGUGGAGACUAGGAAGAGGCUGGUCCCAAGGUUUUCACACUGUGCACAGAGCACCCCAGCAAGCUCUGGGGGUUUUGGGGGGUUGGGUCACUCUUUCCUUGUAUGCCACCUCUGUAUCUUCAUUCCCAUGAUACCCAUCCCUACCUCCUGUCUCUCUGCAUUUCCAACUUUGGGUAUCUUUGCAUGACCAUGACCAUGCAGCCAUCUCUAGUCUAAGGACUUUCUGGCCUACAUAUAUAUGAAGACAUCCUUCAUAUCCCUCUUCUUAGAAGUGACAUCCUCACUGCAUUACUGACUGCUCAUAGCCUCAUACUUUACUCAUCAACCUGCUACCUCUCUGUCUCCCAACUCCAUUCAUACUUUCUCUAGAAUAUGUUCUUACCAUCCCAACUUGUACCCACCAUCAUACUUAACCUGAAGGUUGUGACCCAGGACCUAGGUCCCCCUUUCUCACUCCUGAAGGCUCACUGUUUUCCUUCUGUAGUGCUUCUUGACCUUAUAAUAAAUAGUUGAGACAAUCUUAGAAAUACAGUUAUGAAAUUUUAGGUUGAAUACUUGAAAGAAGACACACACACACACACACACACACACACACACACACACAGAGCUCUUGUUGGAAACAAGCUCAACCCAUGUCUGCACACUCCCUGAUAACAAAGGACCCAGCAGGAGCAGCGUUGAUUUGCUUCCUGGCAUCUCAUUUCUCCUUAAAACAAUUCCCAAGACUGUGACUUGAGUUUCUCAGAAUCCAUACUACACAGAAGGUUGGUUGUUUUUUGUUUUUUUUUUUAUAAGGCAAGGAUAAAUGUUACAUACAGAGAAUUAACAUUGUAUGAAGUAAUGUUGAAGUAAACCCAGAGUGUGCUACAACUUUGAAAGGCAUUAUGUGAAUGCAGUGAUAACCCAGGCAUUUUCCCACAGUUGUUUUUUUUAAAUAAUGAAACAAUUUAUUUAUACUAUGAAGAGUUGUCAUUUUUAGCAUAUAUGCUUUUAACAAUUCAUCAGGAACUGAGUAGCUGGGUGUGCUGCCCUGAGAGGCAGUGGUUUGCUGACUUCCAGCUCAUACUCACCAAACACAGAAGGCUUUGAACUGGUCCCUGACAGGGCAUUUAUCCUUGAACUUGAGUCACAGAGAUGCAGCAAGAAUCUCAGCUUUGAGAAACACCUUUGUUCUCUACGAAGACGACUCACCUUGAGACCUCCCUAGAGUUUAAUGUGAUAACGUAGCACUAUGUGUGAUUCUUAAUAAGGUACAUAAAUGUGAAACAGCGUUUGAAGGUUUGAUGCACAAUGCAGACCUGCAGAGAAGGGGAAACUAAUGUGUGAUGUAUCAGGCACUUCCCAUUUUGUAUCAGCCAGCGAUCUCAGCCACAACAGCAGAAUGCAACUCUGGCUGGAAAUGUAUUUCUAGACAAUAUCAACAUCUUACAGAUCCUCCAGGAGGGCAAGAAAACAGUUUGGAAGCCUCUUAGCCAAGAAAAACACCCAAAAUUACUCCACAGACUGGUCAGAUGGAGGUGUCGUUCUUGCCCUGAGGACACUUGGCUGUCACUUUGUCAUUGCCAGAUGUGGCCACCGCUGUUUCCGGGAAUAGAAGAACAGUAGUCUCCCCACCCUUCUCUGUGAGGGAUAUGUUCCAAGAUUCCCGGUGGAUGCCUGAGACUGUGGAAAAUACUGAGCCCUAUGUAUAUUAUGUUUUUUCCUAUACAUACCUAUGGUAAAGUUUAUAAAUUAAGUGCAGUAAGAGAUUAACAACAAUAACUAUGAAUAAAAUAGAAUAAUUAUAACAAUAUACUGUAA